Phalaenopsis equestris is the source of this 1817-nucleotide messenger RNA. RefSeq names its product transcription factor bHLH130-like. The coding region runs from base 392 to 1465 and encodes 357 amino acids. NCBI's taxonomy places the organism in Eukaryota, Viridiplantae, Streptophyta, Magnoliopsida, Asparagales, Orchidaceae. Gene Ontology annotation, biological process: regulation of transcription by RNA polymerase II. Gene Ontology annotation, molecular function: protein dimerization activity; RNA polymerase II cis-regulatory region sequence-specific DNA binding; DNA-binding transcription factor activity, RNA polymerase II-specific. The record is from RefSeq and is a predicted model, not a curated record. Gene Ontology annotation, cellular component: nucleus. The transcript has 6 exons.
CUGAGACGGAGAGGAAACCAGGGGAUCGACCGAGUUCUACAUCAGUUUUGAUGGCGAGAGGAGUGUAGAAGACGAAGGGAGAACGAAGGCGAAGCGUAAAAGGAACACCUUUAUUGAUAUCUCCCAGUUCUUCCGUGCUAUUUCUGCGAGUUUUCCUCUCUGUUCUGUUUCCUCCUCGUCUCCGAUCGAUUGCUGUGCAGGUCAAACUGCGAAAAAGAUCUGAUUUUGGUAUCCGGAGAGUUACUAAUUUAUGACGAAGAGGAAGAAACUCGGAUUCUCUACUGAAUUCAAGUUCUUAGCUUGAAUCCUGGUUCGGCUCUGCUGCUAUUCAGUCCGAUCCACACGAAAAGGAAGCAGAGAGAGAGAGAAAGGGAGAAGAAAGGGAAUAGUUAUGUACGGAUCUCCAUCUGCCGUAGCAACUAAAGAUUUCAACAUCCCUCUCAGUCGCCGGAAAGAAGAAUCCGAUCAUCAGAGGCAGCAACAGAUGAGCUCCGGCAUGCUCCGGUACCGCUCUGCUCCGAGUUCUCUGCUUGGGGAGGUAUGCGAGAACUUACUUCAUGUUAGACCCUCAAGCCCCGAGACAGAGUCCAUCUUCGCUCGCUUUCUCUCCUCAGAUCUACGCGACGAAAAGACUGCCGCCGGCGAGAGAAAUCCUCACUUCAAGCUAUCGCCGGAAACGGAGCAGAACAGUGGGUUCCCCUGUGCUCCGUCCCAGAUGCUGUAUCAUUCUCAGCAACAACAGUCUGUAACUGACGGAGCAAAUCCAAUCCGGCAGAGCAGCUCUCCCGCUGGUUUCUUUUCCCAUUUAAACGUCGACAACGGUUAUGGCUUGAUGAGAGGAAUGACUGCUGGUAUGAAGGGCCAGAUUAACUUCUCCUCCCGGCAAAACUCGCUGUCUCAAAUCUCAGAGAUGGGAAACGAUGGAGUCUCCGGUGAUGACCGAAGUCCGGUGGAAAGCCACAAUGGCCGUUGCUUCAUCCCAGGCUACCCUGUAUCCUCCUGGGAAGACACUUUGCUUUCUGAUAACAUCUCAGGUUUCAAGAGGUCAAGAGAUGUCGUAGGGCUGAACCAAACGGAGCUCCACGAUCAAGAUAUCAAAAAUCACCAAGUCUCCGGCCUUACUCACCACUUCAGCUUGCCGAAAACUUCGUCGGAGAUGGCGGCGAUUGAGUUCUUACAGUUUCAGGAUUCAGUUCCCUGUAAGAUCAGAGCGAAGAGAGGCUGCGCUACGCAUCCUCGGAGCAUUGCUGAAAGAGUGAGGAGGACACGGAUUAGCGAAAGGAUGAGGAAGCUGCAGGAGCUAGUGCCCAACAUGGAUAAGCAAACUAACACUGCGGACAUGCUGGAUUUGGCCGUUGACUAUAUCAAAGAUCUGCAGCGGCAAGUCAAGACAGUAACAGAUAGCAGGGCAGCCUGCACGUGCUCAGCUAGCCAGCAGAAGCCUUAUCAGAACCCGACAAGCUAAUAAAUCAGCUCGUUGUACAGUCUAAUUAAGAAGAUAAGAAGAAGGAUAAAAUGAACGCACUGUUUCGAAUCAGGUGAGCCUUUAGAUUCCGUGGUCUCUCUAAAAAGAGAAACAAGCUUGUAUUUCUUUUCCUUUUUUUUCCUUUUAAUUUGAGGUAGAUGAAAAUUGUAUAGGUAUGUGAUUUUAGAUGUUACACCUACCACAAAUUUGUCUCCUUUUCUCCCUCUCUCCCUCUCUCCCUCUCUCCCUUAAAUAAGAAUUGGCCGAAUUACGUUUUUGCAUGAUGCUGUAGAUUGGAUGGAACAGAAACGUUGCAUGUUUGCUUGCGCUCAUUGAUUUCAUGAUUUUUUUU